AUGUCGCUCAACAUCUGCUCGAGACGGGCCGCAGCCCGGCUACUGCCUGUGGUAGGGAACUCCACCAGACCGCAUCAUCUAGUUAUCUUCCCUAGAUGCUGGGCGAGCCAUCCAAUUGUGCCAAUUCUUUGCAGAAGCACUUCUUCUGCUCACCCUGAUGGGCAUCAGAAGAUCUUAUCUGAGCACCUCCAGGAGGCAGAUCCCAGUAUUUACAAGAUCCUCCAGCAGGAGAAAAACCGCCAGAAACACUUCAUCAACCUGAUCCCAUCUGAGAACUUCACAUCGCAAGCCGUUCUCGAUGCCUUGGGCAGCGUUAUGCAAAAUAAAUAUUCGGAGGGAUACCCCGGAGCAAGAUAUUAUGGAGGUAACCAGUUUAUCGACCAGGCUGAGAUAUUGUGCCAGCAACGUGCACUAAAAGCAUUCGGUCUCAAAGAGGACGAGUGGGGUGUCAACGUACAACCUCUUUCUGGCUCUCCUGCAAACCUCUACGCAUACUCCGCACUCCUCAAUACUCACGAUCGUAUCAUGGGUUUGGAUCUCCCACACGGUGGGCACCUUUCCCAUGGAUAUCAGACCCCGACGAAGAAGAUAUCUGCGGUAUCAAAAUAUUUCGAGACCCUACCAUACCGGCUAGACGAAUCAACCGGUCUCAUUGACUAUGACAAACUCGCAGAGCUGGCCCUUCUAUAUAGACCGAAGCUUCUCAUUGCGGGCACUUCAGCAUAUAGCAGACUCAUUGACUAUUCACGCAUGCGACAGAUUGCUGAUAGCGUGGGAGCAUAUCUUCUCACUGACAUGGCUCAUAUAUCUGGCCUAGUCGCUGCAGGCGUAAUCCCAUCCCCCUUCACAUACUCUGAUGUUGUCACAACAACGACACACAAAACCCUCCGGGGACCCCGUGGUGCCAUGAUAUUCUUCCGUAAGGGCGUCCGCCGUACUGACUCCAAAGGCAACCCAGAAAUGUAUGACCUAGAAGGGCCCAUCAACGCCUCUGUUUUCCCAGGCCAUCAAGGUGGACCGCAUAACCACACCAUCACAGCCCUCUCUGUAGCUCUCCUACAAGCCACAACACCUGAAUUCAAAACAUACCAACAAAACGUGCUAGAGAACGCCAAGGCUCUUGCUGACCGGCUCGGAAAACCGACCAACAGCGGCGGACUGGGCUACAACAUUGUCUCUGGUGGAACAGAUAACCAUCUCGUCCUCGUAGAUUUGAAGAACCGUGGCGUCGACGGAGCGCGUGUUGAGCGUGUGCUCGAACUGUGCGCCGUGGCAAGUAAUAAGAACACGGUGCCAGGUGACAAGUCCGCCAUGAAGCCUGGUGGAUUACGGAUUGGGACGCCUGCGAUGACUUCGCGCGGGUUUCUACCAGAGGACUUUGUUCGUGUUGCAGACAUAGUUGAUAGAGCUGUGACGAUUACGCAGAAGCUGGAUAAAGCUGCCAAGGCUAAUGCAGAGGCUAAAAAACGCAAGAAUCCUGGUAGCGUUAAGGCGUUUCUGGAGUAUCUUGGAGAGGGCGAAGGGAUUCCUGAGAUUUUGCAGUUGAGGCAGGAAGUUGAGGAGUGGGUGGGGACAUUCAGUUUGCCGUGGUCGGAUGAGGAGGCGUGA
Paracoccidioides brasiliensis Pb18 is the source of this 1608-nucleotide messenger RNA. RefSeq lists its product as uncharacterized. The record is from RefSeq and is a predicted model, not a curated record. Gene Ontology annotation, molecular function: pyridoxal phosphate binding; serine binding; glycine hydroxymethyltransferase activity. The transcript is spliced from 5 exons. Gene Ontology annotation, biological process: tetrahydrofolate interconversion; L-serine catabolic process; folic acid metabolic process. Bases 1 to 1608 code for a protein of 535 amino acids. Gene Ontology annotation, cellular component: cytoplasm.